Molecule: messenger RNA, 2674 nt
Organism: Notothenia coriiceps (black rockcod)
Lineage: Eukaryota; Metazoa; Chordata; Actinopteri; Perciformes; Nototheniidae
Product: phosphatase and actin regulator 1
Exons: 11
Coding region: 16-1314 (432 amino acids)
Biological process (GO): cell motility; stress fiber assembly
Molecular function (GO): actin binding
Source: RefSeq, a predicted model, not a curated record
GUGUUGGAGAGGAAAAUGUCGACUCGUCAGAGCAGAGAGGAGCUCAUCAAAAAAGGAGUGCUGAAGGAGGUUUAUGAGAAAGACGGCUCUGUGACGCUACGUGAGGACGUGAAGAUGGAGAACGGCCCGUCAGAGUCUGAAGGUGCAGAGCAGAUGGAAGGAGCCGCUGCAGCUGUAGGCUUUCUGGAGGUUCAGAUGCCCAGUGAAGGUUUGGGUCAACAGGACCACGUUCAGAAAUCCACUAAGAAGCCCACUGUGUAUCCUGCUGACAGCGCCGAAUCAUCACCACUGUCAAGACCUCCAACGCUACACAAACAACCUCCUACACCACCGCCCAAACCCUUCAACAGGCUACCCAAUCACAUAGCAGACGGCACCCCGGUGAAGUUGCCGUGCAUGUCAUCCAAGUUUUCUCCUCCUCUACCUCCAAAGAAGUUCCUGAUCUCCGUACCUGCAGGGGGCAUGGAGCCAACUCUGCUCGCCUUCCAGAAGUGCCCCCCUCCCAGCCAUGUGGUCGGGCACUCCCUACAGUACGGGGUGCUCCACCCCCCCAGGCGGAUCAUAGAGGAGCUCAACAAGACCCUGGCCCUCACCAUGCAGAGGUUUGAGAGCUCCAUGAUGCACUCUGUUCCCGCGGUCAUGAUCGAGUGCAACGACGACAAAGAAAACCUGCGCAACGAGGGGGUCUAUGACGACCUGCCUGAGGAGGAAGAAGAAGAUGACGAGGAGGAGGAAGAAGAUGACGAGGAGGAGGAUGAAGAAGACGAAGAUGACGAGGAAGAUGAUGAUGAUACAAUGUUUACAAGCACACUGGCCAUGAAGGUGUUACGAAAGGACUCUUUAGCCAUCAAGCUGAAUAACCGUCCAACGCUGAGGGACCUGGAGGACAAAAACAUCCUGCCCAUGCAGUCGGACCAACAGAGAUACGAGUCUCGACAACAGACGGCCACCAAACUGACCAGACGAUUAAGUCAACGGCCGUCAGCAGAGGAACUUGAGCAGAGGAAUAUCCUCAAACCUCGCAACGAUAUCGAUGAACAGGAGGAGAAAAGGGAGAUCAAGAGACAUCUGUCCAAAAAGCUCAGCCAGAGGCCCACAGUGGAGGAGCUGAGGGAGGCAAAGAUCUUGAUCCGCUUCAGUGACUAUGUGGAGGUCGCUGAGGCUCAGGACUACGACCGCCGAGCCGACAAGCCGUGGACCCGGCUCACUGCUGCUGAUAAGGCUGCCAUCAGGAAGGAGCUGAAUGAGUUUAAGAGCACAGAGAUGGAGGUGCACGAGUCCAGCCGUCACCUGACCAGGUUUCAUCGGCCGUAAGAUGGGUCAGUCUUGUGCUUUAUACUCACACACCAUGCCUCAAGUGUCCAGACUGCCACCCUCACACUGACGGACUGUACCUGAACGCAGCGUGUGCUGCGGCCGUCACAGGAAACACUUCAAGUACAAAUGGAACAAACUCUCACCUGGAGUCUCUCAACAGUGGCGAUUUUACACACUUCUUGAUAUUCAAUAGAGCUUCAUUUAUUUUAAGAUGAAGCCGAAACUUGUUUACUUUGCAGCACUUUUGUUUCUGAACAGGGCACUUGAAAUGAAACACAGAAUCUGUGCCAAGGAGCUGAAGAAAGGAAUUUAUUUUUAACACAUGGAUUGUUUUCUUGCCUUUCACCAUAAUGUCACUCCUUAAAUGGACUUUAUAUCCUUUGGGUUUGUGUUGGCAUGGUAUUAUUCCACAGAAGACAUCUCAAUGGGGCGGCUGUGGCUCAGUGGAUAGAGUGCUGGACUUCAAAUCAGGGGGUAGCAAGUUCGAGUCCCACUGCAGUCAGCAAGUUGUUGUGUCUCUGGGCAAGACACUUCACUCCAAAUUGUUCCUGUGGGGAUUGUCCACAGUAUUGAGUAUGUAAGUCGCUUUGGAUAAAAGCGUCUAACAAGUAACAUGUUAGUGAUCGUUUCACAUUUUGCCAGAGGAAUUCAUAUCUGUAGGCAGCUGCAUCUUAAGCCAAAAUGACCUAAAAUAUAACAAUUAUCUUUUCAAGACAGUAACAGAAAAAAAUGUAAAACACAUUAACUGAGCAAUAACUUCACAGCCUGAUCGUUUUUUGUGUUAAUGGACUGCAUUCAAGAGCUCAAAAUGUGUUCACACUUUUGAUCCCCACUUGACUUCCUGUUGAAGUUGCGAUCUUGAAUGCAUCCCAGAAUGACUGCUGUUGAGAGUUCAGUAACUCACUGUGUCACUGUGCCUACAGUAUUGUUUACAGGGAUUUGAACGUUGCCAAAUUAACUUGUUUCGUUGACACAGUAAAAAGUUGCAGAACUUCAAAAAAACAGACUUUCUUUUUUUAUUGUCAGUCAAAUCUUUGGUGGCACAGAAAAGGAAAACCUGCCAGCUUACUUUUUAUGGUUUUGGUCCACAUUAGAUAAUUGCCAGUUUUGACCUUAUUAUCGGGAGGACUUGAUCUGUGAGUGAGUGUGUCAGUACGAGCGUCGGUAAUAUUACUGUCUCUUGUACGUUUAAAACUGUUCUCAGAAUUCUAAGACUUGUAAAUAGCAAAGAAAGUAAACAAGACUUUUCAAAUGUUUUUUUGUAAAGCAGAACAACUGCAUGUGGGUAUUAAUUUAUUGUCUUCUAUGAUGUAAGCUGUUUCUUAAAGAAAGAAACUUAUUAAAGAAAAUAAGUUUA